This is a messenger RNA of Tauraco erythrolophus (red-crested turaco), 1053 nucleotides long. The record is from RefSeq and is a predicted model, not a curated record. NCBI's taxonomy places the organism in Eukaryota, Metazoa, Chordata, Aves, Musophagiformes, Musophagidae.
GCUCAUGACGAAGUCUGCCCUGAAUUUCCAUUGACUUGCGAAGGCUGUGGGAAGAAGAUUCCGAGGGAGAAGUUUCGGGACCAUGUGAAGACUUGUGGCAGAUCCAAAGUGCCUUGCAGAUUUGAGGUUGUCGGAUGUGCCAAGGUGGUGGAAAACGAAAAGCUACCAGAACACGAAAGCAAAUGUUUGGCGGAGCAUCUCUACAUGCUACUGAGCUUUGUGCUCAGCCUCAAGGCGGGCUCUGGAGACCUAAAGCCCCUUCCAGCCCUUCCCUCAUCGCAGAACAACUCCCCGCUGCUGGCAGCAAGCUCUCUGUGCUCGGAGUCGGAGCUCUCCAGGUCCCUGGAGCUCUUGGGAAGAUGUGAGGCUCUUGAGAGGAAAACGGUGACCUUUGAGAACAUUGUCUGUGUGCUCAAUCGGGAGGUGGAAAGGGUGUCUCUAACAGCUGAAGCCUACAGUCGGCAGCACCGACUAGACCAGGAGAAAAUCGAAACCCUGAGCAACAAGGUCCGGCAGCUGGAAAGGAGCAUUGGACUCAAGGAUCUGGCCAUGGCUGAGAUGGAAGAAAAGAUCCGCAACAUGGAAGCUUCCACCUACGACGGAGUGUUCAUCUGGAAGAUAACAGAAUUUGCCAGGAAGCGUCAGGAGGCGAUAACAGGCCACUCUCCUGCGAUCUUCUCUCCAGCUUUCUACACGAGCAAGUACGGCUACAAGAUGUGCCUGCGCGUCUACCUGAACGGGGAUGGCACCGGGCGUGGGACCCACCUGUCCCUGUUCUUCGUGGUGAUGAAAGGACCCAACGACGCGCUUCUGCGGUGGCCCUUCAACCAGAAGGUAACCCUGAUGCUCCUGGAUCAGAACAACCGGGAGCACAUCAUCGAUGCCUUCCGACCCGACGUGACGUCCUCCUCCUUCCAGCGACCCGUCACGGAAAUGAACAUUGCCAGCGGCUGCCCGUUGUUCUGCCCCGUCUCUGUGAUGGAAGCCAAGAACUCCUACGUGCGGGAUGAUGCCAUCUUUAUUAAAGCCAUCGUUGAUCUCACGGGCCUCUAA